Molecule: messenger RNA, 5560 nt
Organism: Physcomitrium patens
Lineage: Eukaryota; Viridiplantae; Streptophyta; Bryopsida; Funariales; Funariaceae
Cellular component (GO): nucleus
Molecular function (GO): DNA binding
Source: RefSeq, a predicted model, not a curated record
CUGUUUCUCUCCUCUCGACCCCGCCAGCUCCUCAACCCCGCCCUCUCUCGGUUUCGCUGCAGCGGUAGCUGCAGAUCCAGGUUCCGUUCCGACCGGGAUGCUACUGUUGUUCAAUGAGCUGGGACAGUGCGUAGACGACGAUGGUGAUCGUACUUAAUUUGUUCGCUCAUGGCUGAAUGUGCUUGAGCGUAAUGAAUAUGGUGAUGAUGGGCUGCUAGUGCGCCCAAGGGGAAGAAGAGAAGGGAUGGGGCAGUGGGCGUAGGCGGAGCGCGGUUUUCAACGUGCUUUGCUCAUCAUGUGCUUCUGUUCGGCUGCAGUGUGUGUGUGUGUGUGUGUGCGUGUAGUUUUGGGAUGCUGAUGUAGGUUAGGAGAGGAGGAGGCUCAGUAGGGAGGGGUGGAUUUUCAGAGGAAUUAUAGCGUUGGUGAUUUUUAUUGUUACUUGCACACAUUGCCAGCUCUUUAAGAGUCGGUCUAGCUAGGAUCGAACGAGGUAGUGGUGGUGGUUGUGGUGGUGGUGGCUACCUUUCGGCGGGGGAAGGGAGGGGGAGUGGUAUACAGCGGCGGCGAAAACAGCCUGGUGUCUGCGCGCACUGUCUGCUGGGUAUGGUGGAAGUUUAUGGGUGUGUUGGAGGAUCCUAAGCCUGGAAGGGGACGACCGUCGUCUAGUCGUAGCCUGGAGGUUUGAAUUACCUCAAGGAGGUGGUGGUGGAGGUGGAGCGCUUGCCGGAGCGCUUCGGCUUUGACUCCUUUUUUUUUGACAGGCUGAGCCCUUCGAAUAGAACUGCUUAUCUCUCUGGGAUUAUUAUGUUUCUGCCAGAGGAAGUGGAGGAGAAACGGGAGGGAGAGCAGACCGGAAAGUGAUACGAGUAGAGUAUCUCGCCGUGGGAGAUCAACGGAGGCAGGUCGUGUGAGGUUGUGUUAUAGUGGUUUGUUAGAGAGAAGAAAUGUGCAAUAGAGUGGAGAAUAGAAAGACGGAGAGAAUUCUUGGGCAUGCUAAGUGAGAACAGCGCAGAGGAGUGGAAAAGUAAGAGCUUGCAGGUAACGGUUUUCGGGUUUGGGCCGUAAGGAAACUGGCCAUGAACUGCGGUAGUGAUCGCCUGGAAAGUUACGAUUGCAGAGGAUGCGUAGGUUAUUUGUGAUGUCUAAUCGGGAGGUUACCUAGAACGGUAUUUCUGAGUGAGGGUGAGCAGAUUUGUUGUGCUCAGCUUUCACAUUGCUGUCUGUAUAGAUUGUUUUACAAGUUAAUUAGUAAGUGAGCUGGAAGCCAGAUGUUGUCGGUAAAUGGAGGUUGUGCUUAUGUUCGUGAGCCAGUAUGUCCACUUUUACAGAAGGGAGGGUGAUGAAGCAGGAGUAUGAGAUUGAUUUUCAUGGAGGCGCUCUGCUGUUAUUGGCAGUAGUUUUGAUCGAAGUCACGAAGUGAAAGCCUUGGAUGUUACAGCUACCCAAUAGCUCCCCAGAAGCAGAUUGUGGAUGUAAAAGCUGAGAUAUAGAACAAGAAUGUUCACGGAAGCCGUUCCUGUAAGGAAGGAGAACUAGGAAAGAGCAGCACCGGUAGGUCGCAGUUUAUGAUCAGCUGAUUUAGAAGGACAGUACGACCUUUCAAUUACGAGCGAGGCGUUCUCAGUGACGAGAUUCUCAGAUGGACAAGGGGCAGCAGGGAUUUCAGGAACUCUGAGGUGCGCUAAAUUCUUUUCCAUAAGGCUGGCCCUCUUCAUUCCUUUGAACAUAAUUGGAGAUAGCUUCAAUUGGCGGUAAGUUACAUCAGUUUUAGUACGGAAAACGGCUACCACAUACUCAUCUGAACACAAACAGCUCAAGCCAGUGGUCAGUUAGAUAAACUCCGCUUUCAUUCGAAGGACUUAUGUAAGUUGGGCAGCACGGACAAAAUCAGGAGAAGUUCUUUUGAUGUGAAACUACGAGGAGGAACGACGAGGCUACUAGGCGUGUACGCUCUCGAUCAUUCUUCUUUGUCAGCAGAAAAUUCCAUGAAAGCGUAAAGUAAACGUUAACGACCAUCUCAUUCGCCGAUCCAAGUGUGAGUUCAAUACGGGAACACGAGUAUCCCAAGUAAGGUGCUGUGAAAUGCUAACAAAGCCAGUGCAGAAGUGAGCUAACAUUCAUUCCUUAAGCUUUAACGCCAGCAUUAAGACUUCUGAUAGAUUUCAUGCUUCCUCGACAGUAAUCACAGAACGUGCGGCUAAGAUCAAUGGUCUGUGCAGGUAUGAUUACGACAAGUCGCCCCUUCCGUUUGUUAAGAGGAGACCUCCUGCGUACUGGGCUUCCAAGCUUGGUGGAUAAAGAGUUUGAUCUAUGCACGGGUAUUAAUCUGCUACUUAUUCCUCUGAAGGGGGCACACCAAUGCAAGCCAACAUACAUCUGUCCCUAACUGAAAUAAGAAAGGCCUUUCUUGUGGCUGGCCAUCUCUUUUUGCUCCUUUUACUGAUCCUGCUUUCGCUUCCACCUGUCUAACCGUGUCUACUGCUUCUCCGCCACAUGUAAGAGUAAUUUCCGACGACUAAAAUAUUGGAUAGCUGGUAUUCACAAACUUGACCAUUAUCCCAAAUAUAGGCCCGGAUUUUUCUCAUAUGGGUUAGACCAUGCUCAGUAUGUUUAAAAGUUAGCCCUGGCGGAUGAAUCGACUGAUUGCAAAUAAACCAAUCAACUUGAGUCGAAUUGGUUAGAGCCAGUUACGGAGCAGCCUUACCAAUCGCUCUAAAUGUGGUCCUUCUCCAAAAGUAAUAUUACAUAUGGUACAGGUUGUUUAUAUACGAUCGUUUCUGCAAUUAAGGCGUGUUUAGAGGUUUCCUAUAGUUGGCGUGUUCUCUCUCCCCUGUCACUCAAUCUUGUCAUCCAGCCGACUCUUGUUAUCAGGAGGAUACCUGUAUUGCCAUCCUUCGUGGUAUAUGGGAUGAUCUCUUCUGCAAAUACCAACGAGCAGCAAGACGACCCACGGCGGUCAACAGAGAAUUGGGAUAAUCCAGUUGCAGUCGUCACACUUGAUCAGGUCCCAAGCCAGUACCGUAGUGCAAACCGCCGAGAGUGGGAGUGGGAUCCAAUGAUUCUUGCUCAGCACCCUGGUAGUGGAGGAUCAACUGACGACGUCGAUGGAGAUCGCAUGAAGAACCAAAUAUCUGCAGGCACCAUGUCAAGCUUACGAGCUUCCUACAAUUUCAAUAUGCUUUCCGCCGGCCUACCAUCCAACUUUACCCAGAACCACAUGGGAAUUUACAGUUCUGCUGGGAUCCGAACCUUUGGAUCUUUAGACGGACCUGCCCAGGUGCCGACACAACCAAACACACAGAGUGUCCAUGAACCAUCUGGCAUUCCUGGCCUUGCAGCGGCGAGUGGCGCAGGCCUUGAAAAUGAUAUUCGCUGUAAUGACCAGCGUCGGCGCGAGUUCUUUGCAGCUGGAAUGCACAAUCAUCAUGUCAAAAGAGAAAAGGACAACGACGGGCAUUCUCGAAUUGGGCUUAACCUUGGUGUGCGAACUUACUUUUCUACGAAAGAGACCGUUGCGAACCUUGGAAAGCGACCGACUGCAGGUUCACCUGGGUCUCAAGUACCCAUGUGCCAAGCAGAAGGUUGUAAAGCCGAUCUUAGCCAGGCGAAGCAGUACCAUCGUCGUCACAAAGUUUGUGAGCACCACUCAAAAGCUCUGAAUGUCGUUGCUAACGGCCAAACCCAAAGGUUUUGCCAGCAAUGCAGUAGGUUCCACUUGCUAGGUGAAUUUGAUGAUGGUAAAAGAAGCUGCAGAAAGCGUCUUGCAGACCAUAACAGGAGACGAAGAAAGCCACAGCCCAAUGCGUCUGCGCCGGGAGGAACGACAGCUGAAUCUCCAGGGAUGAAGAGGGAAGACAAUCUCUCGGGCUUCAAUCGUACCAAUGAUUCAAAAACGAUGAACAUGCCUUUAAAGAGUAGAAGCUCACUGAGCUCAGUGUCUAUUGAAGACUCUGAUAAUCAGAAACCUGGCUCAGUCGGCAACAAUCCGAACUUACGCUCCUCUGGGAAGGAAUAUGGGAGAGGAGCUGGAGAUGAAAAACCUCAAUCUCGUUCUGGAAUGCAGAUGAGCUGUCAAGCUGUGUCAGGUUCUGAAGCUCAGACCUUGUUCUCUUCCAUGUCAACAGUACCCCUCAUGCUCCAGAGUACCAAGAAGCAGAGGACCAUGACAGAAGGAACUAGCAAUCAUGGUCCAGACCAUUCCCUACAUCAACAUCUGCAGGCAGGUAAUUCAGGUCAGACUGGACCCAAUCUUUCACUCUCCUUCUUUGGAGGUCAAAUGGGACGAAUUCACACGAUGCCCAAUACAACUUACAACGGAAUGGAACCUCGGGUGUCAUGGUUGAGGCCUUCCAACACGAGGUCUGAACUGACUCAGGUGGUUGGAAGACUGGGUUCCUUGAAUUACCAGCAUCUCAUGUCCACUGACUCGAAGUCUGGUAUCACCUCAGCUUCUGCGAACUCUUCCAACUCUCAGGAGCAUGAUGUUCAGGUUUACUCUCCAUCAAGCCAGAAUCUAAUUCCUUGUGAUAUAGCCAGCCCGGAGUGGAUGCUUGGAACCAUCCCCGAGUGGAUGCUUUGAAGCGACUCCUGUUUGUUGGAGAAUUCUAAAAACUAGACGAUCACUCUCAUCGCCAGCAAACUGUUUUCCCAGAUUGAUUUUUUUGUUUGUGGUUUACAAAAAUAUGUAGGUAAAACUGGAAGUUCGGAUGAAAAGAAUUAAUACUCGUCGAUGAAAUCCAAAGUCUGAAUGAGUGUUGGAAUAGAUGGCUGUACUCUAAUUCAACAAUAGCAAUCGAAGCGCUUUUAGUAAAUUUGAAAAGGAGUGCUUCAAACCAAAGCGGGAGUGUGCUUCAAAGCAGAGCCGAUGUGAAGAGUCGAACCUUUUUCGGAAUCUCCUCGUUGGAUAUUUUAAUCGAAACUGGCCAUCUGCGGUCUGGUCAUCCCAAUCAUGCCACUGAUUGGAGGCAGUCCUCGUCGUCAAAGAUACUAUAUUUGGAAGGCAUGGAUUCUCAAAAUGUUUUCCUGGGCUGUGUCACUGGAGGAAACACACUUGCACUAAAUCAGGGACAGACAGAUUUAUCUCAUCUCCCUCAUCUGGUCAGAGCUCUAAGGAUUGGUGGAAAUCCCGGUGAUGGUUGAGGCAAACGAGCAAGACUUGGGCCACACAGCUGCUGAAUCCUGGAGCCCAGAUUCUGCGAGGUGAAUCACCGCAUUUAUCAUUCCUAAUUUUAGUUGUCUCGUGUUUCUGAAAACUAAGUGGGUUUCGAUUUUGGCGUCCGGAAGUGUCCAUCAGUGUGAAAAGAAAAUCCCAAAAAAUAAUCCUUUUAGUAUGUUUUUGUAGGAGAACUUAUCACAAGCAGGAAGUGGAUUAUGGGAUUGAUUUGGUGGUUUUUUUCAUUCCAUGGUAGAUUCACUGAAAUCCGUGUCAUAGUGGAUUGUGUCGGUUUUCACAUAUUCUAAGUUGUAGUCUUUGUUACUAUGUGGUGGUCGUCCAUCCUUCAUUUAUCGCUUGUUAUUUUUGUAAGUUGCAAAAUAAAAUUAUUUUACAAUUAUAAGAUUA